Molecule: messenger RNA, 7515 nt
Organism: Neofelis nebulosa (Clouded leopard)
Lineage: Eukaryota; Metazoa; Chordata; Mammalia; Carnivora; Felidae
Gene: NFATC2
Product: nuclear factor of activated T cells 2
Exons: 11
Coding region: 235-2985 (916 amino acids)
Biological process (GO): cytokine production; regulation of transcription by RNA polymerase II; calcineurin-NFAT signaling cascade
Cellular component (GO): transcription regulator complex
Molecular function (GO): RNA polymerase II cis-regulatory region sequence-specific DNA binding; transcription factor binding; DNA-binding transcription factor activity, RNA polymerase II-specific
Source: RefSeq, a predicted model, not a curated record
CGCGCCGCAGCCGCCUCCGCCGCCGCUCAGCUCCCCGGGCGCGUCCAGCAGCCGCUGCGCCAGCGCGCCAUCCCCGGGCCCGCGUGCGUCCCCGCGAGGACAGCGACCCCGCCGCUGCCGCCGCCUCUCGGGCCCGCUUCCUGCCCCCUUCGCACCGCCGGGCGAGGGUGCCCAGGAGCAGGCCGAGGCCGCGCUCGCCCCCGGCCCCGCCACCCUCCCGCCGCUUUGCGCGCCAUGGACGCCCCGGAGCCGCAGCCCGACCCCGACGGCGGGGACGCCCCAGGCCACGAGCCCGGGGGCAGCCCCCAAGACGAGUUCGACUUCUCCAUCCUCUUCGACUAUGACUAUUUGAAUCCUAUCGAAGAAGAACCGAAUGCACAUAAGGUCGCCAGCCCACCCUCCGGACUCGCAUACCCCGAUGAUGUCCUGGACUAUGGCCUCAAGCCAUACAGCCCCCUCCCCAGUCUCCCGGGCGAGCCCCCCGGCCGAUUCGGAGAGCCGGAUAGGGUAGGGCCGCAGAACUUUCUGAGCGCGGCCCAGCCAGCCGGGGCCUCGGGCCUGAGCCCUCGGAUCGAGAUCACUCCAUCUCACGAACUGAUGCAGGCAGGGGGCCCCCUCCGCGGGAGAGACGCUGGCCUGCUGGGGGAGCAGCCGGCCCUGGCCGGGGCGGCCGCCAGCCCGCGGUUCACGCUGCCCGUGCCCGGCUUCGAGGGCUACCGCGAGCCGCUUUGCUUGAGCCCGGCUAGCAGCGGCUCCUCUGCCAGCUUCGUUUCCGACACCUUCUCCCCCUACACCUCGCCCUGCGUCUCGCCCAAUAACGGCGGGCCCGACGACCUGUGCCCCCAGUUUCAAAACAUCCCUGCUCAUUAUUCCCCCAGAACCUCGCCAAUAAUGUCACCUCGAACCGGCCUCGCUGAGGACAGCUGCCUGGGCCGCCGCUCGCCCGCGCCCCGUCCGGCCUCCCGCUCCUCGUCGCCUGGCGCCAAGCGGAGGCAUUCGUGCGCCGGGGCCCCGGUCGCCCCGCUGCCCGGAGCCUCGCCCCAGCGCUCCCGGAGCCCCUCGCCGCAGCCCCGGGACGACGGCGCCCCCGCCGGCUACCCCGCCGCGGCCGGCUCCGCUGUCCUCAUGGACGCCCUGAACAGCCUCGCCGCCGACUCGCCCUGCGGCAUCCCGCCCAAGAUGUGGAAGACCAGCCCCGAGCCGGCGCCCGUGUCCGCCGCCCCGCCCAAGGCCGGCCUGCCCCGCCACCUGUACCCGGCCGCCGUGGAAUUUCUGGGCCCCUGCGAGCAGGAGGAGAGGAGGAACUCGGCCCCCGAGUCCAUCCUGCUGAUGCCGCCCACGUGGCCCAAGCAGCUGGUGCCCGCCCUUCCCCUCUGCAGUAUUCCAGUGACCGCAUCCCUCCCUCCGCUUGAGUGGCCACUCUCCCACCAGUCGGGGUCCUAUGAGCUGCGGAUUGAGGUGCAGCCCAAGCCACAUCACCGGGCCCACUAUGAGACAGAAGGCAGCCGAGGGGCUGUCAAAGCUCCAACUGGUGGCCACCCUGUCGUUCAGCUCCAUGGCUACAUGGAAAACAAGCCCCUCGGGCUUCAGAUCUUCAUUGGGACAGCCGACGAGCGGAUCCUUAAGCCCCACGCCUUCUAUCAGGUGCACCGCAUCACGGGAAAAACCGUCACCACCACCAGCUACGAGAAGAUCGUAGGCAACACCAAAGUCCUGGAGAUCCCUCUGGAGCCAAAGAACAACAUGAGGGCGACCAUUGACUGUGCGGGGAUCCUGAAGCUGAGGAACGCGGACAUCGAGCUGCGGAAAGGCGAGACGGACAUCGGCAGGAAGAACACGCGGGUGCGGCUGGUUUUCCGGGUGCACAUUCCAGAGGCCAGCGGGAGGAUCAUCUCCCUGCAGACUGCAUCCAACCCCAUCGAAUGCUCCCAGCGAUCCGCCCACGAGCUGCCCAUGGUGGAAAGACAGGACAUCGACAGCUGCCUGGUCUACGGGGGCCAACAGAUGAUCCUCACGGGACAGAACUUCACAGCCGAGUCCAAAGUCGUGUUUACUGAGAAGACCACAGAUGGGCAGCAAAUUUGGGAAAUGGAAGCCACGGUGGAUAAAGACAAGAGCCAGCCUAACAUGCUUUUUGUUGAGAUCCCUGAAUAUCGAAACAAGCACAUCCGUGCAUCGGUGAAGGUCAACUUCUACGUCAUCAAUGGGAAAAGAAAACGGAGUCAACCUCAGCACUUUACUUACCACCCAGUCCCAGCCAUCAAGACGGAACCCACCGACGAAUACGACCCCACCUUGAUCUGCAGCCCGGCCCACGGGGGCCUGGGGAGCCAGCCUUACUACCCACAGCACCCGAUGGUGGCUGAGUCCCCCUCCUGCCUCGUGGCCACCAUGGCGCCCUGCCAACAGUUCCGCUCGGGGCUCUCGUCCCCCGACGCCCGCUACCAGCAGCAGAACCCAGCGGCCGUCCUCUACCAGCGGAGCAAGAGCCUGAGCCCCAGCCUGCUGGGCUACCAGCAGCCGGCCCUCAUGGCCGCCCCCCUGUCGCUGGCGGACGCCCACCGCUCCGUGCUGGUGCACGCUGGCUCCCAGGGCCAGAGCUCCAGCCUGCUGCACUCCUCUCCGGCCAACCAGCAGGCCUCGCCGGUGAUCCACUACUCGCCCACCGGCCAGCAGCUGCGCUGCGGUGGCCACCAGGAAUUCCAGCACAUCAUGUACUGCGAGAAUUUCGCGCCCGGCACCGCCAGGCCCGGCCCGCCCCCCGCCAGUCAAGGUCAGAGGCUGAGCCCGGGGUCCUACCCCACGGUCAUUCAGCAGCAGAAUGCCACCAGCCAAAGAGCCGCCAAAAACGGACCCCCGGUCAGUGACCAAAAGGAAGUAUUACCCGCAGGAGUGACAAUUAAGCAGGAGCAGAAUUUGGACCAGACCUACUUGGACGACGAGCUGAUAGACACACACCUUAGCUGGAUACAAAACAUAUUAUGAAACAGAAUGACUGUGAUCUUUGAUCCGAGAAAUCAAAGUCAAAGUUAAUGAAAUUAUCAGGAAGGAGUUUUCAGGACCUCCCGCCAGAAACCAGACGUAGAAGAUGCCAUUAGCAAGCCACCUUCCGUAUCUGACCCCUCGGAGCCUUCCGCUGCCUCUCACCUUCUGUUCUCUUUCCUGUACAUCUCCUGGCCCGGAGGCCACACGCGGGACCAUGUUCUGGCAAAAAGCUGACCCUCGAUUGAGGAGCUCGCCACCUCUCUGUGUAAACACCAGGGAGAACGCUCUGCCUUUUUGAUUUUUGUUUUAAAUCCCAAAGAGCAUCUCGGUUGACUUUCAUGGUGUCCUUAAGUGCCUGCUGACCAAAAAAACCACAUUCUGCACAAGACAGCACGCCGCGACGGCCCCGAGAACCGACUGACCGGGGCUCAGGGCGUGGGCUGGGGUGGGGGUUGGAAGAUGUGGGCCGUGUCAUUAAACCCCAGCCCUGCGUUCAUUUUUCCAGGAAAAGGAGUUUUCAAACAGCAACCAAGGGAACGUGACCCAAGAGUCUGGCUUAUGGGCUGAAGAAAAACGGAAGCCGGACCGUCAUCCUUAGGGAUCGCCUGUUCCUGGCCACGGUUGGGCCACAGCGAAAGCCUUACUUUUGAGUUUUCUCAUUCUGAAGCACAAGUGGCCCCUAACAAGAUGGCCUGUUAAAACUCGGCGUUAAGUUAUGACACGUGUACACGUUAUUUUUUUUUCCUCUGCUUCAAAAAAGCUGGCUGGAGGGUGGGGCUCACUCCAGGCCAGCAGUUCCUCACCCCUGCAGCGGGCGGUUGGACUCGAGCAGGGACCGCAGGCUGCAGUGUUAACACCUCCGCACCCCUGCAACCUAAUGGCUUUCUGCUGGUCUCGCUUGCUUUCUUCCUAACGGCCAGAGUGCUUUUUUCCCCCCGUAAACUAGCGAGGAACAACAAUCUCAGGCAUGUGCAUUGAAUUUUGAGAAGGAAUUGAAGAGGAGCUAAAACCACCAAAAAAAAAAAAAAAAAAAAAAAAAAAAAAAAAAAGUGAAGGUAUUUUGGUUAAAUUGUGAGACAUGGCAAUGAGCAGGCCUAAGCAUUUCUUUUUCUAAGUGGGUUCCCCCGUGAGAAGGGCAGCGUUCCCUCUGGCCUCGACUCCACGUGGGACGCCAUCGCAGGCUGUGGCCCCCAAAGUUCAUUGGUGAUCUUUACCUGAAGCCCUUUCAAGCGUCCCUCGGUCCCCAAGACCUGUCUGCAUUAGCCGCCUGCAUCCCCAUCGAAGAGAACCAGCCCACGUGCAGUCCGCAGUUGGACACAGCUCUGCCCGGACCGCUUGUAUGGUGAUUGGCCCCCAAAUUCUGUCUCCACUGCGCACAUCGAGCCCUCACGAGCCUGCCUCCUCUGGUGCAGUUUCUGCAAACGCAGAAAACUCUUGAGUCCUCCGCAGGGGUGGGUUCUCAUCACCCAGAUGUGUUCCUGUUUGCAUGUACCGUGGACACCCCGGGACGAGCCAGGGAUUCGUUUUUGGCCAUUCGGUUUCUUCCCCCGUAAUCAAAAACAGAAUGCAGAGGUCCCGGCGCUCUUCGAAAGGCUCUGCUUUGUGAUUUCUCAGAUCUGCUAGGGAGAAGCGUAGGAAGAGAAUCCUGGCCGUUGAGGUCUCCCUGUGGCAUUUACAAGUCCUGGCUUCCUAGUCAAGAUUAUCCAGAGGUUAAACCUUCCCAACAGCUCUGCCAGGAGCGUGAGGCUUGGUGACCACAGCCCGGUGGGUCUGGUGCUCCAGAGGGUGGACAGAACGCCCAGGGUGUGACCUUUUAAUCGAGGCCUAGCAUUUGUUUUCCCCCUAACAACCGGGGACCUCUCUUCCACCCACCCCAAGCACAAAGUUUAGCAAAACCCUCUUUUACGCAAAUUGCCGUGGAGCUCCUGGGCUGUGAAAUUCUUCCUAAUUCACGAAAAGUUUCCUUACACCAGCAGCUUUACCCAAAGCAGUCUCUCCAGCAAUAUUGGACUUCGCUGGGACAGAGUUAGUGUUUGGUGAGAGAUCUGUUCUCACUUGACCUGGCUAGGAACCAUUUCCCUUUUUUUUUCUUUGCACGCGAGGGAUAUUGGCCUUCCUCAGUUAUCUGAAUGUUUUACCCAAGUGCCUUCCUGCUAUUCUAGCAAAGUCGCUCUGCUUCAUUGUGCCUGGAUGGGGCGAACAAGGGCUAACGCGUUUUCCAUCAAUCUUCUAGGUUAGUGAAAAGGGCCUCCUGCUAGUUCCAACUCUUGCACGAACCUGUGCACGUACGUGUGUGUGUAUAACGCACGCACAAGCUUUUUCUGAGACCACCUAGGCUGGCUAUUAGAGGAAGCCCUUUCAUAAACAACUCUACCAAAUAGCGAAGGAAAGAGAAGCAAAAAGCAUUAGUUUUGAGACAUAAACAGGCGAGAGAAUGUGUAUUAGGAACCGACAGCUAGCGAGAAAGUUUGGUCAGUAACAAAUGCCAGGAGGAGAUUUUGCCAAGAGGAAUUGCUCACAAAAUAUUUUCAGUCUGGGAAGAGGCAAUAGGAUCCUCUACAGAGAAGGAGAAAGUAAGGAUGUCUAAGUGGGAAAGGUGUGUGUGUUGCACGUGUGAGAAGGAUCUCAGGUGGAGGUUUGCACUUGCUACAUCCAAGGUAAUGUAAAUAUGUAGCAUUGCUAACAGGAAUCUAUGGUGUUGCUGAAUGUAGUAUAUUUCCAGAGUUUGCAAGUCUUCCUGUAUGUACAAAAAUACUGCUGCCUGAUAAUAUAUAAUAGCAACCCAAAGUAGUAGGUUAUUAAAUUUUAUUUUCUUACCUGUAUUUUUAUGCUUUUUAUCUGUCCCGAAAAUAUCACACACCCCUGUUGGAAUUAGAAAAUAUUUAUAAAUGGUUGAAAUCUCUUGCAAGUGUCUCUUUUUACAUAUGCUGAGGAUUUCCGCCUCCCCCCCCCACCCCGAGAAAGGAUGUAUCCUUGAAAAUUUGCGAAUCGUGCUAGCAAAAACACAAAACAAAAAUACAAACCCCCCCCCACAACCCCACCCCCCCAAAAAAGCCCUAUGAAACUACCCACCUCAGAGUUUAUCAGUCACCUGAGUCUUAGAAGAAAGCAUCUUUGGAGAAAGAAGGGGGAUGGCUUUGUGGAAAAAGGAACCAUCUGUUGCCAGAGAGGACACGGACUUCACCUCUGAGCCUGCGUCUGGUCACGGAGGAGAACUGUCUUGUAAAGUGUUUAGAUCCCCCAAAGAAGUGGCCUAGUAGGUGACCGUGAGUUAAAAACAAAACCGCCUGUGUGGGAACGGGAUUCUGAAAGACUUCGAAAAGUUCACAGAACCCUGGGUGCAGGCUAACGUUUACAGAGCUGACCAAACCCCGCUAGGUAACCCCUGUACGCAUUAUCCAAAGGACAUGCAGAGUUUUCCAGCAUAGACACACCCUAGAUGAAUCCGGAUGGUUCCUUCGAAAAACUGGAAAGGACUGACGGGGCCUUUCUCGUUUACAUCCAGUAGCCAAGACGUCGGUCUCAGGAAGUCCGUCUUGGCCAGCAUGGGAGCUGCAACAUUUAGAUUGGAAGCCGAUAUGUUCUGGUUGUUACAACAGACUAAAGGGAGGCUGAAUUUGUUUGUUUUCAUGUCAAAAAACGCUUCCCAAGUGCUUUCUUUUCACAAUUGAAAGACCGUCAGAGGUCCGGCUAACAAUUUUGUUCACGUUUACAGGAGGCAUGGGGGUUGGGACAUUCCUGACAAGGUCCGGCAUCCAUUUUUUUUUUUUUUUUUUUUUGGAGGGAUGACCCUUUAGCAGGUACCCAACACAUCCUAACCACCAGUCUUCCAAGCCCAGGGCUUAGGCCUUAAACCUCAUGGAGCCAAACCAGCCAAUGCACGGGUUUUCCUGCAUUCCAGCUAAAUGCUUAAGUGUCACAAAGGACUGUGAUUGCAAACAUCAGUUUCCCUCCGCUGUCGGGAGUACCUUCGGUUAUAGCCAACGUCACCAUGUUAACUCUGUUUGUUUAAAAACAAACGUUUCUGUGAUUGGUGAGCUGGAGAUGGUCCCUAAGCGAGCCCCUCUGAAAAGGAGACGGGAUGUUGGGUGUUGGAAAAAACGUUUAACACCCUGCCUUCAUGCAGCUGUCGGCAGCCCAAACACCUGCCCCGUCCCGGGUCGGACACAUCAGAAGCAAAGGAUACAUUUUCCAUUAGGGCACGGGCUUUCAGCACUGCCCUUGGGACAAGUUUAGACCCUGAGCACCUUGUCAAAGAACCUCCCUUACCCCCAUUGCCUCUACAGCCCUCAGAGGGGAGAAAAUGUUGACCAUGCCUUAAGUAGUUCUCCAACAAACAAUUCUCUCCAACAGGGUGGUGCUGGAAGGCUUAGGUUUUAAAAAUCCUGACUGUUAAGGAAGUUUGAAUACAUCACAUUCCUAUGCAAAAUGUUUUUAAUCUCCAGUUUAAUGUAGUUUAUUUUUGCUAUAUGUAAAGUAUUUUUAUACGGCUUAUAUCGUGAUAGUUUAGCAAUAAAACAGCUGAAAGCA